AACCAUUGUGACAAAUUAAUAAGCGAGGGUGCUAAUUUAAUAUUGAUGAGAUAUCUUGCAAUAACGAAUUUUAAGGGAAGCCUGAACCUGCACAGUUUACUAAUAGAGGGUUGCCUGGUUGACUGUAACUAUGUAAGUCAAUCCAUUGUGCGUACUACAUAACGAUAAAUAAAAUUUGUGUUUCUGAAAAUCCAAUAUUAUAUAUUAGAAAUGUUUGAAAGGAAAAUUGAUGCAAAUCAAUGGUCAAACCAUUGAGGUUUAUAAAAUAGAGAGAACUCUAUACAAAGAGGCGAGAUCGAUUCAGAAGAUUCAAACAUUUAUGACCAGAGAUGGAAGAAUUUUGCAGCACGAUUGGCUAGAGGUGCAAUAUUUACUUCAAAUAAAUCCUCUGAUCGACCUGAAGAAAUUUGGAUCACAGAAACAAUCAGAGGCAUUGACAAUGCGAACACCUUGGCAUGAAGACAUGGAACUGAUAUCCAAGUAUUUGGAUACAAAGACUUGUAAGGCAGCACAACAAAGUGAAUACCUGGCAGAUCAGCCACAAAUGAAACAACUUAUCUUCGAUUAUGUUCAAGCAUUACUAAUUGUAAAACCCUCCGAUGUCCUGAACUUCACAAUUCAACAUUUCAAGUCUUUCGCUAAAUAUCCGGAACGUGGAGAAGUCAGCUUAUCAGAAGAAGAGUCAGAAAUAAAUGUUUCAUCACAGUUUAGAGAAAAAGAUUCGACGCUAUGUAAAACCUGCAAGAUUUGUGUCGACUGCAAAAUGUUGAAGACCGCUCCAGUGGUACCAAUUGGAGAACAAUUUGCUGAGCUGCUGCAAUAUCCACCUAUUGAACCGGAGAGCCCAACAUUCUCCUCUUGUUCCGUGCGCACCAAGUGUUCCAGCGACGCACUUUGCGUAAGACGACAGACUCGGGGUAAUUUAAGUGUGACUUGUAUCAACGAUUGUAAGCCCUGUAAUUCCGAUGAGAUCCACACCCACUUUCUUGACUGCGUAAAAACAUGCGAAGGCUGCCAAAGACUAAGCAAGCCAUGUCCAGUGCAUAGAUCUUGUCCAGAGUGUUUGGGCUGUCACAAAAUCUGUGAAGAAUCUACCUUGUGACCAGAUUAUCGAACUUGUAGUAUUGGAACACUUCCGAUUCACAGCUGAUUAAUCAACAACAAAUAGUAUGAGUUUAAAUGAUUACUAAAACUGCGAUGCUUUCUAUGAAGCAUAAAUACUAAAGGUUGCAUAAAUAUAUAUAUAUUUUAAUAAAAUUAAA
Orussus abietinus is the source of this 1262-nucleotide messenger RNA. RefSeq lists its product as uncharacterized. The transcript is spliced from 5 exons. Lineage: Eukaryota; Metazoa; Arthropoda; Insecta; Hymenoptera; Orussidae. The record is from RefSeq and is a predicted model, not a curated record. The coding region runs from base 230 to 1102 and encodes 290 amino acids.